Molecule: messenger RNA, 1703 nt
Organism: Pteronotus mesoamericanus
Lineage: Eukaryota; Metazoa; Chordata; Mammalia; Chiroptera; Mormoopidae
Gene: OLFML3
Product: olfactomedin like 3
Exons: 3
Coding region: 37-1257 (406 amino acids)
Biological process (GO): signal transduction
Source: RefSeq, a predicted model, not a curated record
GUGCACACUCCUCCCCUGGCCCGCUCUCCCGCUGCCAUGGGGCCCUGUACUCCUCUCCUCACCUUGCUCCUUCUGUCGUGGUCGGGACCCCUUCAAGGACAGCAGCACCACCUGGUGGAGUACAUGGAGCGCCGACUAGUUGCCUUAGAGGAACGGCUGGCCCAGUGCCAGGACCAGAGCAGUCGGCAUGCUGCUGAGCUGCGGGACUUCAAGAACAAGAUGCUGCCGCUGCUGGAGGUGGCAGAGAAGGAGCGGGAGGCCCUCAGAACAGAGGCCGACACCAUCGCGGGGAGAGUGGACCGUCUGGAGCGGGAGGUUGACUAUCUGGAGACACAGAACCCAGCUCUACCCUGUGAAGAAGUUGACGAGAAAGUGGCUGGAGGUUCCGGGACCAAAGGCAAGGGCAGGAGAAAUGAGAAGUAUGAUAUGGUGACAGACUGUGGCUACACAAUCUCUCAAGUGAGAUCAAUGAAGAUCCUGAAGCGGUUUGGGGGUCCCGCUGGUCUAUGGACCAAGGAUCCACUGGGGCCAAUAGAGAAGAUCUACGUGUUAGAUGGGACACAGAAUGACACAGCCUUCGUCUUCCCAAGGCUGCGUGACUUCACCCUCACCAUGGCUGCCCGGAAGGCUUCCCGAAUCCGGGUCCCCUUCCCCUGGGUGGGCACAGGGCAGCUGGUAUACGGUGGCUUUCUUUAUUAUGCCCGGAGGCCUCCCGGAGGACCUGGAGGGGGCGGUGGGUCGGAGAACACUUUGCAGCUCAUCAAGUUCCACCUGGCCAACCGAACCGUGGCGGACAGCUCGGUGUUCCCAGCAGAGGGGCUGAUCCCCCCGUACGGGCUGACAUCGCACACGUACAUCGACCUGGCAGCUGAUGAGGAGGGCCUUUGGGCUGUCUAUGCCACCCAGGAGGAUGACAGGCACCUGUGUUUGGCCAAGUUAGACCCACAGACCCUGGACACAGAGCAGCAGUGGGACACGCCAUGUCCCAGAGAGAAUGCCGAGGCUGCCUUUGUCAUCUGUGGGACUCUGUAUGUCGUCUAUAACACCCGCCCUGCCAGUCGGGCCCGCAUCCAGUGCUCCUUUGAUGCCAGCGGCACCCUGACCCCAGAAAGGGCAUCACUCCCUUACUUCCCCCGCCGGUACGGUGCCCACGCCAGCCUCCGCUAUAACCCCCGAGAGCGCCAGCUCUAUGCCUGGGAUGAUGGCUACCAGCUUGUCUAUAAGCUGGAGAUGAGGAACAAAGAGGAAGAAGUUUGAGGAGCUAACCUUGUGUUACGCGUCUCUCUCAUCUCCACACAUUUAUAUCCCCACUAAAUUUCCUGUUCCUCAUUAUCCCAAUGUGGGCAAGUUGUCGUUAAAAUCUCUUAUUUUUAGCCAAUGGAAGCCAAGUUCUCAUGGCCCCUUCAUUUCAUAUGGGAUCUUGACUAAUCCUUUUGGAGCUGAAAGAGAGAAAACCCUAAGGGUUCACUCCUCUCCCCCGCCCCAUGUCAACAAAUUUCAGGCCAAAGGCGACCCAGGACCAGAGCCCUGACCCUCCGCUGGGGGCAACCCCAGUCAGAGGCAAGAGUGUUUCUUGCCCUGGCGUGAGCUGGAGGAGAGAGGACUGGGAGACUUUCAACUCUGCCCUCUCUCCCUGUGGUGCCCUCAAGAAUGGGACUUUCUCCACCUCAUUUUGUACUGAAACGUCUUGCAUUAAAAGGAAA